AUGGCGUCUGUUGAAAACACAUUCUUCAUGGAUGCCUCGACCCAGGAGGAGUGGGUUGACUUUGAUCAAUUCCUUGAUCUCUCACCGAGUUACAGCGAUGAUUAUUCCGCUAACUCCAUCUCCCCGGAGAUGUCGCUCCCCUACGAUGCUGACAUGUUUACCAAUGAUCUGCCAGACCUUACCCAGUCUGGCUUCCCGGACAUGAACAGCUUUGAUCUGUCGCAUGAUGCUUCCUUUGUCGACCAGUCUCCCAAUAUGGGCCUGAUGCCGGACUUUACUGCGACUAUGAAUGAUCCCAUGUUCCAUGGCUACCAACCCUGUGAUACCACCUUCGACUUCCGGCAAAUGGUUGAGGCGCAGGCCGCCAUCGACACUCGUGUUGCUUCCCUCAAGGAGAAGCGCCGAGAGGCAGCGAUUGCUUUGCAUUUGCAACGGCUAUGUGAUGCCACUGCUUUGGACCUCGAAUUGUCAUCUGAUUCUAACACCAGCUUCUCGUCACCAUGCUGGUCAGACUACAUGCGCGAGAGCAUCUCACCUCGACCGACUAGCGCCAGCCCAGAACAGACCGCGGCCCCUACCCCGUCUGGAAAUGGCGGUAUGCCAAUGGAGAUGGUCCUUGAUUUGAAUAUGAAUGCCACUGCCAACCUUCCGAAGAAGCAGAAACCUCGUUCCCAGGCGCAGAAGGAGAACUACAUCAAAGCGCGGAAAUACGGUGCUUGCGAGAAGCACAAGAAGCAGCACAAGAGGUGCAACUGCCUCGAGAAGGCUGCUGCCCGUGCGGGCGUCAGUGAGGUUCCAAUGGACGUCGCAUUCAGAGAACGACCGAGAUCGCAAUUACCGACGCUCCCCACCGUCCCAUCACCGCGUGCCUCUGGUGUUUCUGAGCUCGGAUCUUUGAGAAAGGUGGAGGCUGUUCGUCUACCGGUCGAUAUGACUAAGAAGGUUAUGGUAAAAUCUCCGGUGAACGAUCCGUCAAUCAGUCCGACAGGUGUACAACCAUUUGCCAGGGCAACUACCAAGUUUGUCCGCAACAACUCCCCCCACGACCCCCAGUACAAUGCAAGCUUUGUGCUAUCACCGGUACCAGAUACCAGUCAGAAAGCGAGAAGUUCAACCAACUCAUCCGGUCAUGGAACGUUGCCCCAAUGCUCGACUACGCAAUCUUCGAGCAUGUCGACAUCGCCUCAAACGAUUCGGCAGACACUUGGCUUAUCCCAAUUUCGUGGGCGUGCUCUGGGCUCGUCUGCGAGCAACAAACCUACCGAUGCGGCUCGCAAUGUUUCCGCUCCACAAAAUGCCAAAAAAUCCACAUAUACCACAUGCAAUACCGAAGCUGGCACUCUCAGUGUCCCGGGACGAGAAGUUCGGCGCCCGAGAGCUACGAACGUUCAAGGUGCGGCUCCAAGCUGCCAGAACACUGUCAAGCAAGCCUUUUCAGGUGUCUGCAGUGCGCCAAACCAUCGCCUGGAUGUGGAUGUCUAUCACUCCAGAACUUCGCUGCUUCUGAGCACCGCCAAGGUCAGGUCUUCUGUACUGCCACAGGACAGACGUACAGACCAAUUCCAAUCUUCAUUGCCAGUCAGCAACUCUGGACGCUCAAGCACAAGCGCCCUGGCCAGCCAGCCGACCGCCAAAUGGCCAUCGACCCUUGUCCAAAGUUCGCGACGACCUGCGGAUUCACCCUCGGCUCGACCGCAGUCAGUCAGGGAUCAACCUCAAUUCUCUUCUCGUGGCAAUGGCCUGAGAACCGUCUCCCAAAACGUUGGCCAUCUGGGCCAUGUUGUUCACCAGUCCAUCAUCCAGCCCGUCAUUGCUCACCUUGGACAACCUUCAAGAAUAUUGCAGUCAGUAUUUGGCACUUGGCAGUCCGCAUCUCUGACCCUUUGGUCAGAGAGCGUGAUAUUCAAGGGCUUAUCCUCAGUCGGAAGAUACCUCAUGUCUGCUAAGAAGGGCUUUGAGCUCUCACAGAUGAGAAGCUUUGGUCUGCAUAAUAAGCUUGACUGA
This is a messenger RNA of Penicillium pulvis, 2004 nucleotides long. RefSeq lists its product as uncharacterized. The record is from RefSeq and is a predicted model, not a curated record. The transcript has 2 exons. NCBI's taxonomy places the organism in Eukaryota, Fungi, Ascomycota, Eurotiomycetes, Eurotiales, Aspergillaceae. Bases 1 to 2004 code for a protein of 667 amino acids.